GCUGUUGAAGAUUCUGAGCAAGAAAACAAUAAAAAGGGUUUAGUAACUGUUGAAGAUGAACAAGCAUGGAUGGCAUCUUACAAAUAUGUAGGUGCCACAACCAAUAUACAUCCAUAUUUAUCAACAAUGGUCAACUAUGCUCAACCUGUAAAAUUUCAAGGUUUCGAUGUAGCAGAAGAACGUAAUAUUCAUCAUAAUAUGUCCUCUUUCAAUGAAUCAGUCGGACUAGGGUAUUUGAAGACCCAUGCUAUUGAGUUUGUGAAUUAUAAUAAACGACAAAUGAGUCGGAUAUACCCAAAGGGAGGCCGAGUGGAUUCCAGUAAUUACAUGCCUCAGAUUUUCUGGAACGCUGGCUGCCAGAUGGUCUCACUGAACUAUCAGACCCCAGAUUUAGCAAUGCAGUUGAAUCAAGGAAAAUUUGAAUAUAAUGGAUCAUGCGGGUAUCUACUUAAACCAGAUUUCAUGCGACGACCGGAUCGAACGUUUGACCCUUUCUCUGAAACUCCUGUAGAUGGUGUAAUUGCUGCAACAUGUUCUGUACAGGUAAUAUCUGGUCAGUUCUUAUCAGACAAAAAAAUCGGUACGUAUGUAGAAGUGGAUAUGUAUGGUUUACCCACGGACACGAUACGUAAAGAAUUUCGAACACGCAUGGUGAUGAACAAUGGUCUGAACCCUGUUUACAAUGAAGAAUCAUUUGUAUUCCGAAAGGUUAUUCUCCCUGAUCUUGCUGUCCUGAGAAUAGCAGUGUAUGAUGACAAUAAUAAGCUGAUCGGUCAGAGGAUCCUGCCUCUGGAUGGUCUGCAAGCAGGUUACAGACACAUUUCCCUUCGGAAUGAGGGCAACAAACCACUCUCUCUCCCGACGGUUUUCUGCAACAUUGUGCUUAAAACAUACGUGCCUGAUGGGUUUGGAGAUAUUGUGGAUGCUUUAUCAGAUCCAAAGAAAUUUUUGUCUAUCACAGAAAAAAGAGCAGACCAAAUGAGAGCUAUGGGUAUCGAAACUAGUGAUAUAGCCGAUGUACCAAAUGACACUUCAAAGAACGAUAGAAAAGGAAAAGCCAAUAAUGCCAAAGCCAACGUAACGCCUCAGAGUAGCUCUGAACUUCGACCGAGUACCACCGCAGGCUUUGGAUCUGGGACCGAUGCUAAAAAAGGUAUAGACCUUAUUCCUCAAGUGAAGAUAGAAGAUUUAAAGCAAAUGAAGGCUUAUAUAAAGCAUUUAAAGAAACAGCAGAAAGAGCUGAAUGCCUUAAAGAAGAAACAUGCCAAGGAGCACAGCGCUAUGCAGAAGUUGCACUGCACACAAAUUGACAAAAUAGUGGCACAGUAUGAUAAAGAAAAGGUAUCAUACGAGAAAAUGUUAGAGAAGGCAGUCAAGAAGAAGGGAGGAAGCAAUUGUCUUGAAUUGAAGAAAGAAACGGAAAUUAAAAUUCAGACGCUAACAUCAGAUCACAAAUCUAAGGUCAAAGAGAUUGUGGCGCAGCACACUAAAGAGUGGUCUGAGAUGAUCAAUACGCACAGUGCCGAAGAGCAAGAAAUCCGUGAUUUACACUUGAACCAACAGUGUGAACUACUGAAGAAACUGCUGAUUAAUGCUCAUGAACAACAAACCCAGCAGCUAAAAUUUUCCCAUGACAGGGAAAGCAAGGAAAUGCGUGCCAACCAGGCCAAAAUAUCUAUGGAGAACAGCAAAGCCAUAAGCCAGGACAAAUCUAUCAAAAAUAAAGCUGAAAGAGAGAGGCGAGUCAGAGAACUGAACAGCAGCAACACAAAAAAGUUCCUGGAAGAGAGAAAAAGG
Messenger RNA from Balearica regulorum gibbericeps (East African grey crowned-crane), 1797 nucleotides. NCBI's taxonomy places the organism in Eukaryota, Metazoa, Chordata, Aves, Gruiformes, Gruidae. The record is from RefSeq and is a predicted model, not a curated record.